AUGGACGAGUCGAAGGGCGAGCAGGUGGGCGAACUCCACCACGGCAUCAGCUCACUGGAGAGCUCGCUGAAGCUGUGGGAGCAGCGGUACAAGGCAAUGACCGCCUACUCGGCGACCUUCUCCAUUGGCGACGGAGGCAACAAUCACCACAACAACAACAAUCACAACAACAGUGCACAGCAGUCCUCGUCUGAACUUCAGGGUGGUGAUGCUGGUGGUGAGCUGCUGAUGGAAGAGGGGGAGUUUGAAGAAUUCGAAGAGGGGUGCGACGAUGAGGUCGUCGAUGAGGAAAGAAAUUUCGGCAGAGACGGCGGCAGUGGUGGCGGCACAAUGCCAUUCGAACUGUGCGAGGUGUCCAUGGCAACGGCAGACGACAAUGAUGAUGAGGAGGAUGAGGAUGGUGAUGAUGACGAUGAUGAGGAAGGGGACGAUGACCUGGAGAGCAGCACCCUCAGUGAUAGCGACUUUGCCGCCGGAACUUCACUGCUGAAGAUGCGGAAGAAGACGAGGCGGCGGCCGGAGACUUCGUUUCAGAAUCUCCAACAGCUGAACACCCUCAACGCCCUCAAUGGCAAUCCGAUGGUGCUCACCUGCGAACACCCCGGGUGCCGCUUUCGAACCAGCGCCCGCCGCCAGCUGGUCAUGCACAAGCGCUCCCACGACGGCGAGGUCCUCUACAGCUGUGACGUCGCCGGCUGCAGCUACCUCACCAACUACAAGGGCAACAUCAAGGUGCACAAGAAGCACCGCCAUCGGAUGGACACUAGUACAGCCACCACUGCCGCUGCCGCUGCCACUUCGACUGCCGUCUCUGCUGCUAUUGCCAGUGAAAGGAGGCAGCAACAGCAGCAACAUCAGCAGCUAACAACCCCAGCCCCACAGCAAGGUCAAAAGCGAAAGCUGGCGAUCAAGGAGGAGGGUGCUGAAGUGGAAGAAAGCAGCGGUGGCGACCUUGCUGAGUCCUCGGUCAUCGAAAAGGACAUCGCCCCCUUCGUCGACGAGUGGGAGGAGGCCUGUGACAUGCCCAGCAAGGAGCUCUUUAAGAAACUGGGCAACGCCGGCCUACUGGGCAUCCACCGCGACCCCGAGUACGGCGGCCUCGGCCUCGACUACGGCCACUCGAUUGCCUUCUUCGAGGAGCUGGGGAAGAUCGAGGCGGCCGGCCCCACCACCGCCAUCACCGUCCACACGGACAUGGCCCUGCCGGCGCUGGUCCGCUUCGGCUCCGACUACCUGAAGCGAAACUACCUGGUGCCGGCCAUCGCCGGCGACUACCUCGCCUGCGUCGGCGUCAGUGAGAUCUCCGGCGGCUCGGACGUGGCGGCGCUGAAGACCACCGCCAAACGGGAGGGCGACGACCUGGUGAUCAAUGGAAUGAAGAUGUGGAUCAGCAACGGCGCCCAGGCGGACUUUAUGACGAUGCUGGCCAAUACCAGCGAAGGACCGGUCCACAAGAACAAGUCGCUGAUCAUCGUGCCGAUGAAGACGCCCGGCGUCCACGUUGCCCGCCGCAUCGAGAAGAUGGGCCUGCACUCCUCCGACACUGCGGAGAUCUACUUUGACAAUGUUCGCGUGCCGGCGAAGAACAUCAUCGGUGAAGAGGGCAUGGGCUUCAUGUACCAGAUGAUGCAAUUUCAGGAUGAACGCCUCUGUGCCGCUGCUUCAGCCGUCGAAUCGAUGAACAUGAUCAUCCAAGGGACGAUCGAGUACUGCCGCCAGCGACACACCUUUGAUAUGCCGCUGAUUGACAAUCAGUACAUUCACUUCAAGCUGGCGGAGCUGCAGGCUGAUGUGGAGUGUCUCAGGUCGGUGGUGUAUCGUGCUGCUGACGGCUACAUGGAAGGUGAUGAUAUGACGUACCUGGCCACUAUUGCCAAGCUGAAGGCAGGUCGUCUGACGAGAGUGGUCUCAGACUCGUGCUUGCAAUUCUUCGGCGGCAUGGGCUACACCAAGGAGUUGCCCAUUUCACGAGCUUACCGAGACAGCCGGGUCCUCUCCAUUGCCGGUGGUGCAGAUGAAAUUAUGCUAGGAAUUCUCUGUGCAAUGAUGGGUAUUCUACCGAAGAAGAAGCGAAAGGCAAACGAGGGCAAGGAGUAA
Molecule: messenger RNA, 2097 nt
Organism: Rhagoletis zephyria (snowberry fruit fly)
Lineage: Eukaryota; Metazoa; Arthropoda; Insecta; Diptera; Tephritidae
Source: RefSeq, a predicted model, not a curated record